This is a messenger RNA of Closterium sp. Naga37s-1, 4815 nucleotides long. The record is from the annotation of a GenBank genome assembly. NCBI's taxonomy places the organism in Eukaryota, Viridiplantae, Streptophyta, Zygnematophyceae, Desmidiales, Closteriaceae.
AUGGGCGUUCCCCUCGCGCUGCUCGUCGCGUCGCUCAACCCGCACCUCUGGUCGCUCGCCCUCUCCGCGGCCGCGUCGCGCCACGGCGGAGCGGCGCUGCUGCCGCUCUUGCUGUUCACGCACGCCGUCGCGCUGCUCCUCAAUUACGCGGCUGCGCGCAUCGUCGACGUCACUGGUGCCACCGUUCCUCAGUUUCCGCGCGCCCUCCGCCGCCUGCUGCCGCUCCUCUGCGCCGCCUCCAUAGUCGCGCUCGACGUCGCCGCGCUCUGGGCCUCCCCCACGGCGCUGCAGCUGCUGGCGGGGCUCGCGCUCAAGCCCGCGCUGCUGCUCUCCGCCCUCUCCGGCCUCGCCGCCAUCGCCGCCCCUCCCAGCAAGGCUCAGCAGCUGGUGUCGCUGUGCGUCAGCCUGCUGCUGCUCCUCCUCCUCUCCUGCGCGCUGCACUGCCUCUCCGCCCUUAGCUCCCUCGGCCCCGCCGUUUUCAUCCCGCCUCGCCUCCCCCUUCCCCUCGUCGCGCCCGCCGCGCUUCUCCCCUCCGCGGAGUGCGCGUGGAUCGGCGCGGCGCUGCUGGGCGCGUGUCUGCUGCCGCACACCUUCCUCCUGCUCGCCUGGCAGGCAUCGUUUGCUGCUACUGCGCUCCAGUAUCUCGGCUCUCUCUACCCUCUUGCUCAUCAUGCCUUCUCCUCGUCCCAUCUGCCCCUGCCUGCCCGCGCGCAGGAAGAGGCCGACUCGGAAGAGCGCAAGCCAGAGAAGCAGGGGGCGGGCGCAAGGUGCACAGGGGGGCGGCGGUGGCGGCGGUGGGGGGAGCUGCUGCUGCCACAGUCGCUGGCUCUGGCGGCGGCGGUGCUGCUGGUGCUGGGCGCUGCUGCUGGGGCGAUGAGGACGGGGGAGGGCGAGGAGGACGAGACAGACACACCGUCCGUGCUGUCACUGCAGGACGGCCACUGCCUCCUUGUGCAGGUGUCACCUGACACCCCCCCUUCUCUUACGCCCGUCUGCCCUCCCUCCCGUCCCACGGCCCCACCCCUGCAGCUGCUGACGGCCAAGGCAGCGCCGGGGCUCUUUGCGCUCGUGCUGCUGGCAGCAGCGCACCUCCUCGCGCCCUCCACCACCCUCGCCGCACAGCUCGCCCUCUCCGCCUUCGCCUUCCCUCCUCCCCCCGCCUCCUCCGCUUCCCCUUCCUCCCCACCUCCGCGCCACCCCUCCCCCUACCUCGCCUUUGCAGCCACCCGCCUCGCCUCCCUCCUCCUCACGCUCCUCCCCGCGCUCCUCCUAGGGGAUUCCUUCGCCCUCCACUUGAUCCAAUCCGCGCCUCUCGCCCUCGCGCCCCUGCUUCCCUUGGCCGCCGCGCCUCUCAUCCGCCUGGCGGCUUCCCCCGACGUCAUGGGCCCCUGCCGCCUCCCCCCCGCCCUGCGCCUGCUCGCCUGCCUCGCCUGCUGCGCCCUCUCCGCGCUCUCCCUCGCGCACCUGGCCUCCGCCCUGCCCGCGCUGCUGCAGGGCUAUGCGGGGGAGAUGGAGGGCAUGGGGCUGUGGGAGUGGCUGGCGGGGGGGGCGUGGGCGGGGGAGGCGGGGGAGGAGGGCGGAGGGGGGCUGGCAGUGGCGCUGGCGCCAGGGGCUGUGUGGCAUGGGCUGGCGCAGGUGGGGGCGGUGGUGGGGGGGAGUGUGGGGGUGGCAGCGGCGGUGGGAGCGCUGGUGUGGGUGAUGAGGGUACCGCUGCGGUCGGAGGGAGCGGGGGAGGGGGAAGAGGAGGGGGAGGGGGAGGGGGAGGGGGAGGGGGAGGGGGAGGGGGAUGGUGUUCUGGAUGAAGGCAUGGGGGAGGAGGAGGCUGUUAUGGGCGAGGGAAUGGAGGGUUGGAUGUAUGGCGGAGAGGAGGUGGUGGGAGAGGAGAGGGAUGGGGAUGAUGUGAUGUGGCAGCAACAAUGGGUGGAGGAAGAGGGGGAGGGGGGGUUGCGGUGGGGGGAGGAGGUGAUGUGUGACGAAGGUGAGGAGGGGUGGGAGGGGACGCAGCAGUGGGCGGCAGAGAAGGAAUCAGCAGCAAUGGCAGCAGUGAGAGCUGUGACCGCCUGUGCACCUCCGGUUGCUGCCCCUGCUGUAGAGGCGAAAGCGGCCGCAUCACUGCCCGACCAGGAGGAGGAGGAGCAGAAGGAGCAGAAGGAGCAGGAGGAGGAGGCAAGGGUCGACGCUCGCACAGCAGCGGGUGGGGGGCCAGCAGAUGCCCCUGACGCCAGCACAGGGGGCGCUGAGCAGGGCGGCGCAGCAGAGUGCAGGGAGGGGGCGAUUGGCAUGGGAGCGGAGGUGGUGGGUGCGGGUCAGAGUGGGAAGGAGGAGGUGGAGGUGGAGGUGGAGGUGGAGGAGGAGGAGAAACAGAUGGUGGCGGUGCGGCAACGAGGGGAAGAGGUGGUGGGGGAGGAGGGGAGCAAGGGGGCGGGUGCAGGGGAGCAGAAGGGGGAGAUGGCAGCAGUAGGGCCGUUGCCAGACGAUCCAUUCAAUUCCGCAACCAGCCCUGCCAAGCCCUCGUGCAGACACCCACCAGAGGCAACUCCCAACCCCUCCUCUCAGCCCUGCAGCCCGGAGAGUGGCUCUCCGUCUGCCUGCAAGAGUGGCAAGGGUUUCUCGGGAAAGAGUGGCAGUGGCAGUCUGUCGCGCGUGUGUGGGCUGGGGCGAGGGGCGCGCAGGCAGGUGGCCGCCAUUCUGGACGACUUCUGGGCGGCGAUCUUCGACCUGCAUGGCCAUGCUGUGGCAGUGGAGGGGUGGGGGCAGGGCGUGGGGGAGGUGAGGGCGCAGGGUGUGUUGGGGGCAGCAGGGCAGGGUGGCACAGGGAGGGCAGCAGGAGGAGCAUCGCAGGGUGGCAUGGGCUUGCCUGUGGACUGUUACGCGUCGAAGCAGGCAUCCCUCCCUGAUUUCCAUGGCUCGCAUCUGUUGUCAGCUAGUGCCAAGCCCUUCUCCCCGUCCUUCACACCCACCUUCUCACCUUCCGCUUCCGUGCUAGGCAGCAGCGUCAACAACAGAAUGAGCAUGGGUGCAGGCAUGAGUGCAGGCAUGGGUGCAGGGAUGGGCAUGGAUGCAGGAAUGGGCAUGAGCCAGGGGGCACAGAGCACAGCAGUGGCGGAGGGGAUGUGCAGGGGAGCGGGAGGGGCCACAGGGGGUGCGCUGCUGGGCGGGGUGGGUGGUGCAGGGCAGGUGUGGCAGGUGGAGGGACCCAGCCGCUCCACGCCCAACCUGCGGGGUGACCUGCUGGGGGGACUCAGCCUCAGGGCACAUUCUCCCUCGCUGCUCGGGAUUGGUGGGCUGGCAGGGCAGUGCCACGGCCUGCUUGACCCUGGACGCAUGAGUUCCUUUCAGCAGCAGCAACAGUUGCAGCAGCAGCAGGUGUAUCAGCAGGAGCGUGGAGUGGGGGCGCUUGGGUUCGCAGUGGUGGAAGACGGUAGUAUUGAUGAGAGUGACGUGGCGGAUGCUGCUGCCAGCCUGGCACAGCUGAGCCAGUUGCAGCACGAGUAUGCGGAAUUCAGCAGUACAGGUCGAGGUGGGACUGCUAUGGGCGGUGCUGGUGGCGGUGCAGGUGGAGCAGGGGGCGGCAUGGGCAGUGCAUGGGAGCAGCAGGUGGAUGAGCUGGUGGGGACGCGGUCAAACCGCACUGCACCACUCCAUGUGGGGCUUUGCGAUGCUGCCUCUCCUGCUGCGCUCACAAACGGGCGAGUGGGGUCACUGCAGCGAACAGGCAGCGGGGGCAUGUGGGGGUAUGGGUCUGGCGCUGUACGGAGUGCAGCAGCAGCAAGCAGCGGGGGCAGUGGAAAGUGGAGCACAAUGCAUGUGACGGGCAUCCAGGGCAGCAUGCACGGGCCUGCCAUGCCCCCACAAGACUUACCAGACCUGGCAGACCAAUGGCUGGCCGCUACUGCUGUCAGCAAGGGGGGAAAGUCCAGCAACCCAGGCUGGCAGCAGAUGCAGCAGGCACAGCAGGCGCAGCAGCAGGAGAAGCAGCAGGGAAGGCAGCACGAGCGAUCAGUUCCUCUGAUGGGAGCAGCAGCAGCAGCGGCAGAGGAGGCACGGGUGGAGGCGGUGCAGGUGUGUGUGCAGCGCUUGCUACGGGUGGACGGCAGCGACUGGCUCUUCCGCUUUGACACCGGCCCCGAUGAGGACCUCAUCGCCGCCCUCGCCCUCCGCGACCGCAAGCUCGCCGCCUCCUCCGCACUCUCUGCCCGCAUCUCCCCGCCCGCUCUCGCCCACGCGGCCGCUCACCACGCGCAUUCGCACAGUGGGGGCGGCAGGGACGGGGAGUGGGUGCUGCCUGCGGGAGUGUGGGGGUGCGGGGAGGGGUGUGUGUGGAGCGGUGCGCUGGUGGUGUCGUUUGGAGUGUGGUGUGUGCACCGGGUGUUGGAGCUGUCACAGCUGGAGAGCAGACCAGAGCUCUGGGGCAAAUACACCUACGUGCUCAAUCGCCUGCAGGGAGUUUUGGACCCUGCAUUUGCGCACCCGCGCCCGGUGCUGGUGCUGUGUGCCUGUUUUGGAGAGGCAGCGGGGCAGCCAGCGUUGGCAGCACAGCGGCUCUUCCAGGGGCUGCUGGCCGGCUCCCUCUGGGGCACACAAAUCCCCCUCGCCAGCCCCAACUGGCCCUUCCCCGGCCCGCCAGGCCACCGGGGGCCGGCGUGUGCUGCUCUCUUUCUCGACCGCAUUCGCGAGGUGGAGGCGGCGGUGGGGGGGCGCAAGGGCAGGACCGGCACGGUGGCGGGGGAUGUGGCGUUUCCCAAGGGGAAGGAGAACCUCUCGUCGGUGCUGAAGCGGUACAAGCGGCGCCUAGGCUUUUUUGCCAAUGCUUAG